Hyalella azteca is the source of this 2088-nucleotide messenger RNA. Its product is annotated as adipocyte plasma membrane-associated protein-like. Gene Ontology annotation, biological process: biosynthetic process. The record is from RefSeq and is a predicted model, not a curated record. Bases 14 to 1603 code for a protein of 529 amino acids. NCBI's taxonomy places the organism in Eukaryota, Metazoa, Arthropoda, Malacostraca, Amphipoda, Hyalellidae. Gene Ontology annotation, molecular function: strictosidine synthase activity. The transcript has 8 exons.
CAGAUUUUACAAGAUGAUGAAUUGUAUCAAGUUCUUAUCAUGGUUUUUAGUGCAUUCUGUGUUAUUUUUAACUAUACUUACUUUUAUUCCUGGACUGCCACCACAUGGGGACUUUUUAGUUGAAGAGAUUGCCCCUACUACUCCACGUGAAGGUCCAUUUGCCCUCAACAACAUCCUUGACCGAGCUCAACGACAUUAUGAGAAUGUUUUUGUAGGGCCUGAAUCUGUGGCUUACAGAAACAAACCUAAUGAAAUUUUUGUUAGCAUGCAUGGAGGAUCCAUAAUAAAAAUUACUGGAUCAUCAUACUCAGAGGUUGAAGAAGUUGUUAAAAUUGGGCCUGGUUGUGAGGGUUAUUGGGAGGAAAAGGUUUGUGGUCGCCCUCUGGGACUUCGAUUUGGCCAUGAUGGCAAGCUGCUUGUUGCUGAUUCCUAUCUUGGAAUUUUCAAAGUUGACGUUGAUGCAGGAACUAAAGAACACUUGUUAGAUUCAAAAGAACCAAUCAAUGGUACAAGACCCAUGAUUGUGGAUGAUAUUGAUGAAGAUAUCGAAGGUAACCUCUACUGGUCUGAUGCUUCCACUAUCGCCAGCCUGGAUGCUGGCGCCCUUGAGAUCUUGGCUGGUCCAACAGGACGGUUGAUAAAAACUGAUGUUAAAACUGGCAAAAAUAUUGUUCUGUUGGACAAACUCUUCUUUGCCAAUGGCGUUCAACUUUCACCAAAGGAAGAUUUUGUAUUGGUCUGUGAGACAAUUAGAAGCAGGGUUAUACGGUACUGGUUGAAAGGAGAAAAGGCUGGUACCCAUGACGUUUUCAUUGACGGUCUGCCAGGCCAUCCUGAUAACAUCCGAGCAAAACCUGGAGGCGGAUACUACCUGUCCUUGGUUGCCAUGAAGAGCUCCAAUUCUAUCGACAUGAUUGGAACGCUGCUCAGGCUGCCUUGGCUGCGGAGACUUUUGGCCCGCAUUGGAUACGGCACAACAAACAUCCUCGAGAUGGCAGCUCACUAUUUCCAGAGCCAGUUUCUGGCACGAGUCUCGUAUGCUGUCCUCGACCUGGCAACAACGGCUGCUACUUUUGGAAAAGAAGGCUCGAUGGUAGUGAUCUUGGAUGCUGAAGGGUACGCCAAGUAUUCGUUGCAAUCACCAGCGGGAGUUGUAGGCUCCGUUUCUGAAGCCACGGAGACAAAUGACAUGCUUGUGUUGGGGUCCCCAUACAACAAGUUUCUCGCCAUGAUACCCUUGGAAAAGAUUAAACCCAGCCGAUCUGGUGCCAAACCAACGAGGCCCAUUGAAAUGAAUCUCGGAGGCUCACUUGCUAAUGCUGCUGGUUCAGAUGACAAAGGCGGGAGCCCAGUUGCCAAAGAUGGAGGCCCAGCUGCCAAAGAUGGAGGCCCAGCUGCCAAAGAUGGAGGCCCAGCUGCCAAAGAUGGAGGCCCAGCUGCCAAAGUUGGAGGCCCAGCUGCCAAAGUUGGUGGCCCAGCUGCCAAAGAUGGAGGUCCAGCUGCCAAAGAUGGAGGUCCAGCUGCCAAAGAUCGAGGCUCAGCUGCCAAAGAUGGAGGCCCAGCUGCCAAAGAUGUUGGCUCAGCUGGCAAAGAAGAAUUGUAGAGACAUUGGUAGCGUCACCGAGAUUGGGAGAGCAAGCCGUGGGUUUGACUCUGGAGAACUCGAGCUCAGUUCACUUCCCGGAGUUGCUGGUGAGCUGACGCAGGCAAUGUCUAAAACGAAUCUCAUGUACGUGUUACCUGGAGGGAUUUUAAACCUCCAGGAAGUAUUUUGAUCUUGAAACGAUCUUGGAGGUCGUUGGAGAGAUCUUGAGAUGCGAAUACUUACAGUUCAGGGCUAAUCUGUUGGCAUUUUUUGUGAUAUUCAGUUAGGAGGCUUGCAAAAUCUUCUUGUUUGGGAUUAAAUGGUGCAGUAACUCUGCGCUAGUAAUGGAAAUGGUGGGUUGGCAGAUUUGUGCUAUGAUGGUAAUUUUGGGUGGUAAGGAUGUAUGAUAAUUAUUUUCUUGUUAUCAGCAUGUUGCCCAAUAUCUUUCAUAAUGGCUUACGGUGUAUAGACUUAUGACUAUAAAAACUUUGUUUUCGAAAGUC